Molecule: messenger RNA, 2592 nt
Organism: Dothidotthia symphoricarpi CBS 119687
Lineage: Eukaryota; Fungi; Ascomycota; Dothideomycetes; Pleosporales; Dothidotthiaceae
Exons: 2
Coding region: 1-2592 (863 amino acids)
Biological process (GO): nucleobase-containing compound metabolic process
Cellular component (GO): nucleus; cytoplasm
Molecular function (GO): nucleic acid binding; 3'-5' exonuclease activity
Source: RefSeq, a predicted model, not a curated record
AUGCUUCUCGGUCGACGCGUCUCCUUUCCAAGCGCGUCAAGUGUCCACCGGCGUGUUCACCAUGAGAACGAUAUAAACAGCGUGUACACAGCUGCAGUGCGUCGCGCGCAAAGUCCACCCUGUUCACCGUCAGCGCCAUCUCCUACCCCAGAAUCCAGAUGGAAGCGGGGACGACCUGUUGUUUCGCCAAGACGCACUGGGGACUCGACACAUUCGGGUUCGAGACUGUGGGUUCAAAAUCUGCCCAUACGAUUUGCACACAAGGACCCGGUGGCGCUGCCGGCCAGACAAGGGAAUGAACAGCAGAGUCCUCCUAGACAACAGACGGUGCCUUUCCCUGAUGGGGAAUUUGGCAUCUCAACAAAUGCUUCAGAGCACUGUACAACGUCAGCAUGUACCCGUUCCUUGCGCUUCACACCAACGGCAAACAGAUUGGCCCCCCAUCCGACGACAAUUACUACCGAGUCGGAGGUAGCGCAUCAGCUUCAUGUUGAUUCAGGACGCUUAUCCACCGAAAUGUCUCAGAACAUGCCUAGAGCGCAUGCUGAUAGUGAGGGAGGGCUUGGUACAAAGCAGGAUGACGUUGAAAUCCAAGAAACUGGGUUUGAGCAGGACAGUGAUGCUCAAUAUGACGAAGAGGAUCACGCAGAACAACAUGUGCCUCUUGCCUUCCAAAUUCCAGACGAUGCAUUACGCGCUGCGAUGCUGGCUUCCCCAAACACACGAGCAAGUUACUGGAGUGCAAAGCUUUAUCGAGGACCUGGGGAUAAGCAGAUAUCUACCCACUACUGUCAAUCUCUACAGGUAGCAGAGCGCGUCGCCAAGUAUUUCUUGCACCAGAAGGUUGUAGGGUUUGACAUUGAGUGGAAACCUCGAGCUAAUCCUGCCUCGAUUAAGAAGAACGCAUCACUUAUACAACUUGCUUGCGAAGAUCGGAUUGCGCUCUUCCAUAUCUCUCUCUUUCCGGGCACAAGCGCGAAACAGCUGAUGCCACCCACCUUGAAAGCUAUCUUGGAGUCGCCCGAUAUCUACAAGGUUGGUGUAGCUAUCAAGGGCGAUUUCAGCCGCCUAAACAAGUUUCUCGAUAUACAAGGUCAAGGUGUGUUCGAGCUGAGUCGUCUUCACAACGACGUAGAGUUACACGCCACCGAACCGGAGAAAACCGUGAACAAGCUCGUAGGUCUUGCUGCGCAAGUGCUUCAGCACUUGCAGCUACCUCUGUACAAAGGCGGACAAGUCGACGACAAUCUGACAGGCGAUACGAAUGUGCGCGAAAGUGAUUGGAGCCGGCCUUUAGAUGUCCAGCAAAUCCAUUACGCUGCUGCAGACGCGUAUGCUGGAUUUCGUCUUUAUCACAUGCUUGACUGGAAGCGUAAGCAACUGAGACCGGUUCCUCCUAGACGUGGGCUGUGCGAUUACGAUUCGAAAGCCGCUCCCAAAAGCCCUCUAAAGAAAUUGAAAACCGCUAGGAAUUCAAAAGACGAAAGAGAUGUUGCAGUCGAGCAAACAGCUCAGGCGGCUGAGCAGGAGCAAGAACAAGUGGACGAAGCAGAAGAUUACAACAGCUCUGUGUCGGAAGAGCCUGUCGACCGUUCUGAUCCAGACGGUCCCAUACCAGCGUCCGUAUCUGCAAUUCCCGGAGUGACGGACGAUGUCGCAAGCCCAAGUGUUUCGCACUCAAGGCAAACAACGCGUUUCAAAGUCAGGCGCUGCCAGACUGAUACUAUGCGCCAACAAACCGGCCGAGUCAAUCUGUCCUGGCUGAGGAAUCCUGAUCCAGGAUAUCCCGCUCUUCCUGACCCCGGAUAUCCCAUUCUUCCCAAAAGGACUGAAAGUGGCAGUACCCGAUCAUCACAAGGCCGUUAUCUUGACGAAUAUUUUGAGAUCCUCUCGAGGAACCGUAAUAGUCAGUUCAAGGAGGAUCUCGAUGUGGAAGAAGACGAAUUCGCAGAUCAAGAGCUUGAAGAUGCGCUCAAGUCCAUGGACAUCAACGAUCAAGGAAAAUUGACAAGCGAUACGAAAGAAAUGGACAUUGCAAGUGAACUAGCAGAUGGAAGCCAAACGGCAUCUCCUUCGAAGGAAGGCCAGUUGACUAGCUGCAUACAUGAUGAAGAAGCUAGACACACCGAGAAACACGCCGUCGAACCAUCCGAAUUGAACUCAGUAAGCGAUGAUCCUGAAGAAACAGCAACGGUAUCAACACCUACUCUCAAGACUCCCACCGACGAAAUGGGAGAUGUUGCCCAUACGACUGAAUAUGAGUAUGCAACGCAAUGGGCACAGAACUACCUCCAAUCUACUGUUCCGUCUCCAGAGUCCAAAAGCCCCUCGCGCAUCCGUGCUACACUCACUCAUCUUCGUGCCUACCACAUUUGGCAUCACCAGAAGCUGACGAUGGACGAGGUUGCAAAGCAUCUGCGUGACCCGCCAUUGUCUCACAUCACCACAACUGGCUACAUUUUGCAAGCCAUCACCCUGGAGAAUCUGGACUAUGAAAAAAUGGCAGUGAGGGAUGUGUUGGUAGGGAUGCCGGAGGGGUUGAGAAGGGGAAGGUGGAAGUGGCUCUCUGAGAAGGUGGGCGCCUUGAGUUGA